AUUAGAAAGGACGAGGAGCAUCACCGGAUCGUCAUUGGCAAGUUUCCCGACACCAUCCAACAGGUGAGAAAGCCGGCUGGCCUAGCUGACAUCGCCUUUACUUUUCACUCACUACAGGACGUAGCAGUAUCGCAUCGUCAGAGGAAAGCUCUCGACAUCUCUCCUUCUGGUGCGCGAAUCAUGGUUCGACGACCGGUCACUAUGAUCACGAACCAGAUGGCAACGAACCGGAGACGCAGGUAGACAAUUUUGAUACUCCCGAAGAAGCCAAUCAGUUUUUCAACACCAAAGAAUUCGAGGAGAAUGCGAUUGGCGUGGACCUCGACGCGGAGGAG
Molecule: messenger RNA, 335 nt
Organism: Cladophialophora psammophila CBS 110553
Lineage: Eukaryota; Fungi; Ascomycota; Eurotiomycetes; Chaetothyriales; Herpotrichiellaceae
Exons: 1
Source: RefSeq, a predicted model, not a curated record